Sesamum indicum (sesame) is the source of this 1905-nucleotide messenger RNA. The record is from RefSeq and is a predicted model, not a curated record. Lineage: Eukaryota; Viridiplantae; Streptophyta; Magnoliopsida; Lamiales; Pedaliaceae.
CUCUCUAUAUAUAUAUAUAGAGAGAGAGAGAGAGAAGAUCGCACAUCUCAGACACCAAGCUCUCUCAUACGAGCACCAGCGCCGUUUCCUUCUCGACUCUGUCCUCCAUACACCUAUCCAAAUGGCGCAGCUGCUUCGGAGUGGAUGUUCGGGUCGCGUUCUCUGCUCCGGCGCCGUUGGUGCAGCGCGAUCAAUGUCUACGGCGUGGUGGCGCCACGUGGAGCCUGCUGCCAAGGACCCGAUCCUCGGUGUUACCGAAGCUUUCCUCGCUGAUCCUAGUCCGAACAAAGUCAACGUCGGAGUCGGAGCAUAUCGUGAUGACAAUGGAAAGCCGGUGGUGCUGGAGUGCGUCAGAGAAGCGGAGCGGAGGAUCGCUGGAAAUUUGAACAUGGAAUAUCUUCCCAUGGGGGGAAGUGUAAACAUGGUUGAGGAGACUUUGAAGCUGGCUUAUGGAGAGAAUUCUGACUUGCUUAAAGAUAAGCGAAUCGCUGCGGUGCAGGCUCUCUCUGGGACUGGUGCAUGCAGGCUCUUUGCUGACUUCCAAAAGCGUUUUUCCCCUGAUUCACAAAUCUAUAUUCCUGUUCCCACCUGGGCCAAUCAUCACAACAUCUGGAGAGAUGCUCAUGUUCCUCAGAGGACAUUCCAUUACUAUCAUCCACAAUCUAGGGGAUUGGACUUUGCUUCAAUGAUGGAUGACAUAAAGAAUGCACCAAAUGGGUCAUUCUUUCUGCUUCAUGCUUGUGCUCAUAACCCAACUGGAGUGGAUCCUUCAGAAGAACAGUGGAGGGAGAUCUCACACCAAUUCAAGGUUAAAGGACAUUUUGCCUUCUUUGACAUGGCAUAUCAAGGUUUUGCUAGUGGUGAUCCAGAAAGGGAUGCUAAGUCCAUUCGGAUUUUUCUUGAGGAUGGCCAUCUGAUUGGGUGUGCCCAAUCCUAUGCAAAGAAUAUGGGACUUUAUGGUCAGAGAGUUGGUUGCCUGAGUGUGGUCUGUGAGGAUGAGAAACAAGCCGUAGCAGUGAAAAGUCAGUUGCAGCAGCUUGCAAGACCCAUGUACAGUAAUCCACCAGUUCACGGUGCCCUCAUUGUUUCCACAAUUCUUGGUGAUCCAGACUUGAAGAAGUUAUGGCUGAAGGAAGUGAAAGGAAUGGCUGAUCGCAUCAUAGGAAUGAGAACUGCACUACGAGAAAAUCUUGAGAAGUUGGGCUCACCUCUUUCAUGGGAGCACGUAACCAAGCAGAUUGGCAUGUUCUGCUACAGUGGGAUGACGCCUGAACAAGUGGAUCGCUUGACGAAGGAGUAUCACAUUUACAUGACUCGUAAUGGCCGUAUCAGCAUGGCUGGGGUCACUACGGGAAAUGUUGGAUACUUGGCAAAUGCUAUACACGAGGUCACCAAAUCGGGCUAGGUAACUGCUGCUUGUCUCACCAAAUCAGCUUAGAGAGGCCAUAUAUAUUGACUUCGAAGUCGUUACAUCUAUGCAGACAUAUCUGGUUUUGCUCAUUCUUUAAUCCACCUGAGAAUAAAAUGGGGCUUUUGUGGGGAACUUUCUCCCCAUUAUUCAAAUUUCAAGAGAAGAAACUUACAUCAUAUGAGGAGAGUUGUUAGAGCUUGAAUAAUGCAAAGAUACAUGAACCAAGAGAUGUUGUACAACUAAAAGUAGGGGGAAUUAUAUUCAUUUUUCAUGUUUCAUAAAUCUGUCAAUCAAGUGAAUUUUGCGAGUUGCAUUGUAUGUUUCUGGGAGACUUUAUAACCUGAUGGUGAAGUUCUAAGACUAUGCUGCAAUUUGUUCUAGAACUAUAGGAAGAAGUACAAGUUGUUCCUAUUUAAGUAGAAACGAUUUGGUUUUAUUCGACUUGACUGUUCUAGAGAUUCUGAAUUUGAAUUUGGUAAAAAAUAUUGGUAUUA